Messenger RNA from Fusarium graminearum PH-1, 2049 nucleotides. RefSeq lists its product as uncharacterized. The coding region runs from base 1 to 2049 and encodes 682 amino acids. The transcript has a single exon. The record is from RefSeq and is a predicted model, not a curated record. Lineage: Eukaryota; Fungi; Ascomycota; Sordariomycetes; Hypocreales; Nectriaceae.
AUGGCAGAGUUUCUUUGCACGGCAUGCUCUCGAUUUGCGAAUGAUUUUGGCAAGGUUGGACAAGAAGGCUGGAGUCCUAUUCUCAACGUUGCACCCGAUUUCCACUCGUUGGCAAAACUAGCCCGGGGGGGUUGUUCGCUUUGCCAAAUUGUCUACCAAUCUUGCUGUUAUGCUGAAACCGUCUCUUAUGAGAGGGAUACACUGCCCAUUCGAGUCCGAGCAUGGAUGGAACCUGAUAGCUACAGUGAGUUUGCCGAUGAGGAGGAUGAUGGACUCCCAUUUCGCGACGAAUACCCAAGGCGGUUGUUUCUUAUAGUAACAAUCGGCGAGGAAGGACAAAGCCGUUCGCAUUUUCUCCCUCUGGUAAUGGACAAGGGCGCGGAAAAGGCAACAACUUUGUCGGAAUCACACACGGAUGAGCCCAUUAUCAAUCUCUGCUCAAGCGGAGGUGUUGAUGAUGCAGUCGCCUUGGCUAAACACUGGAUACUUGAAUGUGACAAUUCUCAUACCGCAUGCAACGAUCAUCCACGUACCAAACAGCAGCCAAAGGUGGUACCCACGCGACUUAUAGACGUUGGGUCAACUCACGGAGGAAGGCCACCACGGGUCUAUAUUCAAAACUUCCUCGACCAUGAGGAUGUGGUCGCGGAUGUUGAAUAUGCUGCUUUGAGUUAUGCAUGGGGUUCUGAUCCCACAUUUGCGACAACUACAGCAUCCAACGUUGGCGAGAUGACAGAGUGCCUACCAUGGGACAAGCUCGCAAAGACUAUUCAGGAAGCUAUCAUAUUCACGCGGAAGCUGGGAAUUAAAUACCUAUGGGUCGAUGCUUUGUGUAUACUGCAAAACGAAGGUCCGGAUGAUUCAUUUCACAAGGCAGAUUGGUCUUACGAGGCUGGCAGAUUCGGCCAAUACUACGAGAACGCCAAGUUGACCAUUGCAGCAACGGGGGCCAUCUCUUCUGAUAAAGGGCUAUUCCUCCCACGACCUGCCUUGCAAGUCAACCCGAAGCCAGUUACCUUUCCACAAGAGACGUUUUGGGGCGGAAUCAGAGAGACCACCGCCCAGCCGAUAUCUCCAGCGUGGGAAUACGAAAUAGACAACUCCCCUCUUCUUUCAAGAGGAUGGGCAUUUCAGGAGAGAGUCCUUUCUAAGAGGGUCUUGCAUUUUGGGAUGAACUGUAUUUUGUGGGAAUGCCACGAGGGUCGGGCGAUCGAGACUGCACCACAUCGCUUAGGGCCUGUGACUUCCGAGGAAAUAGGCUACGACUUUGUCCAUACGUUUAAACACAUGCAAGAUCUGAAAUGGGAGGAUUUUGUGAAGUCAUGGUAUAGAUUUGCCAGCAGAUCCUCAAUGGACAAAUUCACCUUCGCCUCAGACCGACUACCGGCCUUGUCAGGAAUUGCUGCAAGAAUUCAGCAUCGCUUCCCGCAGAAGUAUAUCGCAGGUUUAUGGGAGUUCAAUAUAACUCAAGGGCUGGCUUGGGGAGUUCAUGAAUCACCCGAUCACAAAUCUCCAAGUUUAGCUGAUCUGUCUAUGGGCAUAGAAGGGGAAGCCAUACCCUCAGAGCUCAACAUGCCUUCAUGGAGUUGGGCGUCUAGCGAUAAGCCGAUACAUUUCUUCUUCUGGUUCGAUGAGUGGACUUCGAUGAUUACAAUCAAGAGCUGGGCGGUAGAAACCAAGGGUGCAGAAACUUCUGGGCAAGUUCUCCAUGGGACGCUACGUCUAAAAGGCCUGUUCCAGGUGAUGAAAUUGGUCGAUCUCACUCCGCCAUUCAGCAGGGUACAAUUCGAUCGAUACGGGUUCGCAUAUGAGGAAGAUCUUGCAAAGCACUUAAGCGAUAGGCUCUAUCCCUGCAUCCUUCUUGGGACAGAAAGUAGGUUCUUUAGGAGUCACCGUGCAGUAAGUCUUUUAGCAGGCGCACUCAUACUUCAACCAACUGGUCGGAGUGUUGAUUCGGUAGAAGAGUACAGACGUAUUGGAUUUUUCAGGGCCCCUUACGAGGAACACUGGUCUGAAGUUACUGAAACCAGGACUAUUGAUCUUGUAUAA